This is a messenger RNA of Schizosaccharomyces osmophilus, 390 nucleotides long. Its product is annotated as Schizosaccharomyces specific protein. The coding region runs from base 1 to 390 and encodes 129 amino acids. The transcript has a single exon. The record is from RefSeq and is a predicted model, not a curated record. NCBI's taxonomy places the organism in Eukaryota, Fungi, Ascomycota, Schizosaccharomycetes, Schizosaccharomycetales, Schizosaccharomycetaceae.
AUGAAGCUUAGGGUAUUUUGCGAAGAAUUUCCCAUCCGGCAAUGGAUCCACACAGUAAGUUUUGGCUUGGUUGAUAAUACUGGUACGGUUGCGGAUCUUUGCAAUGCGAUUUGGGAAUGGAAUGAGGGCCCUCCGUAUUGGAAGCUUCAGCUAUUGCUUGAAGAAUACUCUGUCCCGAUGGCAGGAGUUUUGGCCCGUUACUUGAAAGAAGAUGCAAAGAUUCAGCUAGUUGGACAAGACUUGCGUUCUACAUGGAAUCCAGAAAGCUUCACUACUUCUCCAUAUGAUAUUAUUUCUGGUGCUAGUCAACUUCCUAAAGAUCCCGAACAAAUGCAUCAGGCAAAUUUAGAGCAUAUCGUUCCAUGGAAGGAUUUAGAGAUGUCUUCAUAA